UUCUGCUUCCACCUUCCAUUUUCUCACUUUCUCUCAAACCCACAUACAAAUGGCUUGCUCUUUCUCUCUAACCACCUCUUCUUCUUCUCUGUUCAUUGCUCUGCUGUUAAUAUUAUCAGCAGCAGCUUCAGCUCAGCUAUCUCCAACAUUUUACUCUACUUCCUGCCCAAACGCUCUCUCAACCAUUAAAGCUGCUGUUCAAUCCGCUGUAGCUAAUGAGAAACGUAUGGGGGCGUCGCUGCUCCGCCUUCAUUUUCAUGACUGCUUCGUCCAAGGUUGCGAUGGCUCUGUCUUGCUGGAUGACACAUCCUCGUUUACCGGAGAGAAGACUGCGGGACCAAAUCAGAACUCAAUUAGGGGAUUCGAUGUGGUCGAUAAUAUAAAGAAACAGGUUGAAGCUAUCUGCAAUCAGCCCGUCUCAUGUGCUGAUUUUUUAGCCGUUGCGGCUCGUGACUCCGUUGUUGCGCUUGGUGGGCCAUCAUGGACAGUGCAACUUGGGAGACGAGAUUCAACCACAGCAAGCUUGAGCCAAGCCAACAGUGACAUUCCCAGCCCAAAUUCAAACCUCAGUGCUCUAAUUUCAUCAUUCUCCAAGAAAGGCCUCUCCACAAAUGACAUGGUUGCCCUUUCUGGUGCUCACACAAUUGGUCAAGCAAGAUGCACUGUAUUUCGAACUCGUAUCUACAACGAAACUAACAUUGACGCCUCCUUUGCAACCUCUGUGAAAAGCAAUUGUCCAAGCACUGGUGGAGACAACAAUCUCUCUCCUCUUGAUCUGCAGACUCCCACAACAUUCGAUAAAAAUUAUUAUAAUAAUUUGGUGAACAAAAAGGGAUUGAUGCAUUUUGACCAACAACUCUUUAAUGGGGGAUCUACAGAUUCUUUGGUGAACACUUAUAGCAUGAAUCCUUCAAGGUUCUAUAGCGACUUUGUGACCGCAAUUGUGAAGAUGGGAAAUAUCAGUCCUCUCACAGGAAGCCAGGGGCAAAUCAGACUCAACUGUAGGAAGACUAAUUAAGAAUACCUUAAGCUAUGUUUUCAAGUGAGCCUGACAUUUUAUAGAAAGUAUAUGUUGUUCUUUUGAAACCAAAAUUCUAGUUUUUAAAGUUACGUAUUCAUCUUUUCGAAAGCCAUACAUAGCCUUCAAGAUGUAUUCCUCUCAUUUUGUUGUGCUACCUAGCAAGGGCUAAUGUAGCAAGUUGUGUACUUCCUUAACAUGCAAGGAAUAAACUAAGGUGUUUUUUUG
Molecule: messenger RNA, 1246 nt
Organism: Phalaenopsis equestris
Lineage: Eukaryota; Viridiplantae; Streptophyta; Magnoliopsida; Asparagales; Orchidaceae
Product: cationic peroxidase 1-like
Exons: 4
Coding region: 50-1018 (322 amino acids)
Biological process (GO): response to oxidative stress; hydrogen peroxide catabolic process
Molecular function (GO): peroxidase activity; heme binding
Source: RefSeq, a predicted model, not a curated record